Molecule: messenger RNA, 2697 nt
Organism: Lactuca sativa (garden lettuce)
Lineage: Eukaryota; Viridiplantae; Streptophyta; Magnoliopsida; Asterales; Asteraceae
Product: Subtilase family protein
Biological process (GO): proteolysis
Molecular function (GO): serine-type endopeptidase activity
Source: RefSeq, a predicted model, not a curated record
ACGGAUUGAAACAUGAGUACACGCUGACACAAACCCACUCACUCCAGCUCACAAUGUACCGCCACUGCAACAAUUUCAAAUACCCAUUCUUCACCUUCACUUUCAUUUCAACCCAAAUUCACCACCACCAACGGUGGCCGGAAAAUCUAAAUCUCUUCCAUGGCUUACUUCCACUUCUUACUUUACCUUUUUCUUCUUAUCCUCACUGUUUCUGCUACAGACCAACAACGCCAAACCACAUUCAUUGUUCGAGUUCAAAACGACGCUAAACCUUCAAUAUUCCCGACUCAUAAACACUGGUACGACUCUACCCUCGCUGCUCUUUCCGACCGGAGUCUUCCUUCUUCUCGCAUUAUUCACACGUACGACACCGUAUUCCAUGGCUUCUCAGCUAAGCUUUCUGCUGUAGAGGCUUCCAGGCUUGAAUCUGCUUUUGGGGUUCUCUUGGUUAUUCCUGAACAAGUUCGUCAUCUUCAUACCACGCGUUCGCCGGAGUUUCUAGGGCUUAAGACGUCUGAUAGUGCAGGGUUGUUGAAGGAGUCGGAUUUCGGGUCCGAUCUGGUUAUUGGAGUUUUGGAUACUGGGAUUUGGCCUGAGAGGGAGAGUUUUAACGAUAGGGGGUUAGGUCCGGUGCCGGUUAAGUGGAAGGGAAGUUGUGUUGCCUCCGGAGGUUUCCCGGCGACGUCUUGUAAUCGGAAGCUCAUCGGAGCUAAGUACUUCUCUGCCGGAUACGAAUCGACAAAUGGGAAGAUGAACGAAACGGUGGAGCAUCGGUCGCCGCGAGAUUCCGAUGGUCAUGGAACUCAUACAGCUUCAAUCGCCGCCGGUAGGUACGUUUUUCCGGCAUCAACUCUCGGUUACGCCCGUGGUGUCGCUGCUGGAAUGGCGCCGAAAGCUCGUCUCGCUGCUUACAAGGUCUGCUGGAGUGCGGGUUGCUUCGACUCAGACAUCCUCGCGGCCUUUGAUUCCGCAGUCAACGACGGCGUGGACGUUAUAUCCCUUAGUGUUGGCGGCGUUGUUGUGCCCUACUACCUCGAUGCAAUUGCAAUCGGUGCUUUUGGCGCCUCCGAUCACGGCGUUUUUGUCUCUGCUUCUGCCGGAAACGGUGGUCCUGGUGGGCUAACAGUCACAAACAUUGCGCCAUGGGUUACUACAGUCGGAGCAGGAGCAAUUGAUCGUGACUUCCCCGCCGACGUAAAGCUUGGAAACGGUAAAUUAAUUCCAGGUGUUAGCGUCUACGGUGGCCCCGCAUUGGCACACCACCGUCUCUAUCCACUAAUUUACGCCGGAAACGAAGGUGGCGACGGUUACUCUGCAUCCUUAUGUCUAGAAGGCUCUCUAGACCCUAAUUCCGUACGAGGCAAAAUCGUCUUAUGCGACAGAGGAAUCAAUUCACGAGCUCAAAAAGGGGAAGUCGUUAAAAAAGCCGGCGGCAUGGGGAUGAUAUUAGCAAACGGCGUCUUCGAUGGUGAAGGUUUAGUCGCAGAUUGCCACGUAUUACCUGCUACCUCCGUCGGUGCAUCCUCCGGCGACGAGAUAAGACGUUACAUCAUGUCAGCUUCAAAAUCCAAGUCGCCCCCAAAAGCCACGAUCAUCUUCAAAGGAACCAGAAUCAACGUCCGCCCUGCACCCGUCGUCGCCUCAUUCUCAGCCCGUGGACCAAACCCCGAGUCGCCGGAAAUUCUGAAACCAGACCUUAUCGCUCCAGGACUCAACAUUCUCGCAGCAUGGCCGGACAAAGUAGGCCCCUCCGGCCUCGCAUCAGACAACCGGAAAACAGAAUUCAACAUUUUAUCCGGCACAUCCAUGGCUUGCCCUCAUGUUUCCGGACUCGCCGCCCUGUUAAAGGCAGCUCACCCAGGAUGGAGCCCAGCUGCGAUAAAAUCGGCAUUGAUAACAACAGCUUACACACUCGACAACCGUGGGGAAACGAUGAUAGAUGAAUCCACCGGAAACUCAUCCACAGUGAUGGAUUUUGGGGCUGGACACGUUCACCCACAAAAAGCCAUGGAUCCAGGAUUAGUCUACGACAUCAGUUCAUACGAUUACAUUGAUUUCCUCUGUAAUUCCAAUUACACAACCAAAAACAUCCAAGUGAUUACUAGGAAGCACGCCGAUUGCAGUCGGGCAAAAAAAGCAGGACACACCGGAAACCUAAAUUUUCCGUCAAUGACAGCUGUGUUCCAACUAUACGGGAAGCGGAAAAUGUCGACACAUUUCAUCAGAACAGUGACGAAUGUGGGUGAAGCAAAAUCUGUAUACACUGUGAGCAUAAAGCCACCGAGAGGGAUGAACGUGACAGUGGAGCCGAUGAAGCUUGCUUUCAGGAGGGAGGGGCAGAAACUGAACUUUUUGGUUAGGGUGAAAGUGGUGGCGAUGAAGCUGUCGGCCGGAAGUUCCAUUACGAAGAGUGGAUCGAUAGAGUGGUCGGACGGAAAGCAUGUUGUUAGGAGUCCGCUGGUUGUGACAAUGCAAGAACCCCUGUGAAAAACGAUGGUGGUUGUAGUAGUUGUAAGUUUUAAGUGGUAUCAAGUUUUCUAUUUCAGUAAAGCAAGAUGUGAAAUAGUUUGGAAGAAGAAGGGUAAAAAUGUAAUGUAAAAAAGGGAGCCAAAUAUAUAUUUGGUUUUGUAAACGUAUGGAAUUAUGGCAGUGAGUCAACUAGUCAAGUGCUGACUUGGCACUUGGCAUUGUUUGUUA